AUUAGCUUGUCCAAUUCAUUCGGAAUGGCUUCUUUCCAGGAUCGUGCUCAGCACGCCAUCGCCCAGCUCGACAAGGAGCUCUCCAAGUACCCCCUCCUCAACAACCUCGAGCGCCAGUCCUCCGUCCCUAAGGUCUACGUGAUCCUCGGCCUGGUUGGUAUCUACACCUUCCUCGUCUUCUUCAACAUCGCCGGUGAAUUCCUCGUCAACCUCGCCGGUUUUGUCAUCCCUGGCUACUACUCCCUGAACGCCCUCUUCACCGCCGGUAAGGCCGAUGACACGCAGUGGUUGACGUACUGGGUGGUUUAUGCUUUCUUCACUGUCCUUGAGAGCGCCGUCAGCGCCCCCUACUGGUUCCCCUUCUACUACAUCUUCAAGUUCGCCCUUGUCCUCUGGAUGGCUCUGCCCCAGACCAACGGCGCUCAAAUCGUCUUCCACUCUUUCAUUCAGCCCGUGCUCGGCCGCUUCUUCCAGGGUGGUUCCACCUCUGCGAACCUCCGCGCCCAGGCCGAUGCUGCCACCAAGGCGCAGUAAAUAGACUUUACUUAGAAAGUCGAGCAGCUGGGGGCCGAUCUACAGUCUAUGGCGACUGCAGAUCGAACCUCAGGACACUCGACAGGUCGAGGUCGGAAAAGAAAACCCGAACCAGCCGGUGGAUUGUUGGAUAUGACAUCUUCCUUGAUAUGUUUGGACAAUUUACGUUCUUCUGAACUGGAUUGAAUAAAGAUUGAAAAGAGGGAUGGUCAUCACUGGGGGUUCUUGGGGCUCCUGGUGAUGGAGAAUACGGAGAGUGAGGGCUGGGCCAAUCUUUGUCAUGUUACUGUUGUUUUGUCAUGAAUUGCUUGGGCA
Messenger RNA from Aspergillus uvarum CBS 121591, 849 nucleotides. It is a transcript of the gene yop1, whose product is annotated as putative membrane biogenesis protein (Yop1). The transcript has 6 exons. The record is from RefSeq and is a predicted model, not a curated record. Bases 25 to 534 code for a protein of 169 amino acids. Lineage: Eukaryota; Fungi; Ascomycota; Eurotiomycetes; Eurotiales; Aspergillaceae.